AUGGAAUACGUGAAGCGCCCCCUUCGAGCUGCGACUACUCCAGCUGCCCAGAGGUUCUAUCUCAGCACAUUUCUUGUCAUCGCCGUAUCAACCAUCUUGCUCUUCUUAGCCGCCGCGUCGUACUCUGUCGCCUACUAUUCCUACGUCCCUAAGAAGGUCGUGUCUAUCCCGGUACAUCUGCAAUACAACGCCGGCCUCAAUCCCUUCGGCGUCACCUCGCUGCAAAAGGACCUCAUGCUCGAAACCGCCUACGACGUGACAGUCACCCUGACGCUCCCACGCUCCCCGCCCAACACCGAGCGCGGCAACUUCAUGAUCGCACUCUUCGCGACCCGCUCCUCGCUGGAUAAUCCGGCGCAAUCCUUCGGCCUCGUCCAGGAUCCCUACAAGCACAUGAGCGCCUCCAACGUCGUCUUCACCUCGCGCCGCCCGGCCCUGGUCCCGUAUACCGACCCCCUGGUGUCCUUGACGAGCCGGCUCCUGUUCCUGGCGUGGCACGUCGUUGCGCCGGCGAGCGAGAAGGUGGUGCUGGCGGUCCCGAUGGGCGAGUUGGUAGAGUUCAGAGAACAGCUGCCGCUGAGCUUGCUGCUCGACGUGCAGGCUGGCCAGACGUUCCAGGUAUACGAGGCGCAGAUCGAGCUCGUGGCAAGGUUGGAGGGCCUCAGGUGGAUGAUGUACAAUCACAGGGUCAUCAGUUUCGUGGCGGGUACGUUGUUGUUCUGGGGCGUGGAGAUCACCUCGUUCGGCUUGGUUUUAUCUGUGCUGGCCUUUUGCCUCGGUUGGACAAGGGAGAGCGAGGAGGUCCCUGCGAUUGAACAAGACGGCUACAAGGUGGACAGAGGUGACGGUCGGGCAGUCGUGAAGCGCGAGAACAGGGCAGAGAGCACAGUCGCCGAAAGCUCCAAGGAAGACAAGGGCCAGGAUCGAGCAGUAAAGAGCGAAGAGGAAGAGGCUUAUGAGAGGUUCAUCAAAGAGGAGAGCAUUGAAAGGGACUUGCCGCCGAGACGGAUUGGCUAUGGCGAAGACGAUGAGGGCGAGGGCACUGGGAACAUUUACGGGAGAGGCUGA
Messenger RNA from Truncatella angustata, 1068 nucleotides. Its product is annotated as putative adipose-regulatory protein-domain-containing protein. The transcript has 4 exons. The record is from RefSeq and is a predicted model, not a curated record. Gene Ontology annotation, cellular component: endoplasmic reticulum membrane. Bases 1 to 1068 code for a protein of 355 amino acids. Gene Ontology annotation, biological process: lipid storage; lipid droplet organization. Lineage: Eukaryota; Fungi; Ascomycota; Sordariomycetes; Amphisphaeriales; Sporocadaceae.